AUGUAUUGGAUAGAAGAGAAGACUCCGAUGUCUCUGACACAGAGUCGAGUGUUUCCCGUCAGUUCUCUCGUCUCUAUCGACUGCGUACCCAUUAUUCUUUCGACCUCGCCGCGCCAUUCCACCAAAACAAACAAACGGCCGGCCUUUCCGACCUCUGCCUCUGCCUCUGCUUUAACUAGGUCUGCCCAACGCCACCUCAUUCCGUCCGAAGACGAGCAUGACAAGCCGAGUCAUGUCGCAGACGUAGCCAUUCAUCAACCCGACUUGAGUGGCCUUGGGAUAUCGACGUCAACUCAGGAUGAGAUGGAACAACAACAAGAUGCGAUGGUCGCUCUUUCAGGCGUAGACAGCAUCCAAGCCUUUGGCGCUGCCAUCGGCCUCGAACAAGAUGCUCUAGGCAAUCUGCUGGUCUCGAUGGCUAGCGACAACUCAAAGUCCAUUCUUGGGUACUCGACAACAGAGCUGUUCGCCCUGGAGAGUUUCCAUGAUUUGCUCGAGCCUUACGAGUCAAAGGCCUUUAUCGACCACAUGGCUGCUGCUCAUGAUCGCGCUAAUUAUUCAAGUACCCGCAAUGUCUUCGAGAUGAACAUCAAGGCACCGGAUGGCUCCGAUAACCGCUUCUCUUGCGUCGUGCACGCUGAUAUCACCAGACCUUCGCUGCUUCUUUGCGAGCUCGUGCCUCAACAUGGUGCCCGCUCGCCCUGUGCAUUGCCCCGUUACCGUCAACUCUCGCCCGCAAGACAAUUGAGACCGAAGUAUUACCGACAUCUGAGGAGGGAUAGUGCUACCAAUGCCAUGGCCAUUAUGGACAAAGCGCACUCUACUGUCUCAGUCGCGUCAACCAUAGAUGGCUUGUUGGAAUCCCUCGUCGCGUCCAUAAAGAAUGCAACAGGCCAUCAAGAUGUCUUCGUUCAUCGCUUUGACGAAGACCGGACCGGCCGACUAAUCGCGCAGAGCAAACAUGAAGAGAGCUAUCAAUAUUUUGCCAACAGCACCGGUCCAACAUCUUGCAGCAUGUCACAUGAUUGUCUGAGAAUGUUCCGCACUCUGGAGGUUCAAGUCCAUAGAGGUCAAGAGACGUCCUGCCUACUCGAUCGACCCGACAGUAUGCUCGAGCGUCCCCUGGAGAGCAAAUCGCUAUAUAUGAGAACCAUGCCUCAUUUCCAGGUUGCCGAUGCCGAUACCAAACUUGCUCGAUCUCGUGUGCUUGUACCUCUCAUGAUCUCAGGGAAAAUCUGGGGUGUUGUGACUGGAUACUCCUUUCUCGAAAACGAAGCCCCGCUCACUUUCCUCUGUCGCAAUUGGCACCAGAAAAUCAUAGGAACGGCGACAGAACCACAAGAAGCCUUCGCUUUAGUGGAGUAUCUGCAAUUGCGCCGACUCAAAAGGAACCUAAUGUCUUCUAAUUUCGCAGCCGACUUCCCCAAUCUGAGGUACAACCCUGGAUUUCGCUCUGUUGAGAAACUGUUACUCGUCCCCAUUUCUUCGGACGGUGAAGACUUUGUAGUCUACUUCCGUGAAGCGAUCUCAACCUCUUCACACCAGUCGGUCGAGACAUGGGAUGAGUCAGAGCCUCAGAUUGCAGCGAUUACCCAUACAGUCUAUGUUAGAUUUAGCGCCUUGUGGAAGGAAAAAGAGGAGGCAUUGCAACAAAGCCGCCUAUACAAGCUUCUACUUUCGAAUUCUAGCCACGAAUUUCGGACUCUUUUGAACGCAAUUUCGAACUAUCUCGAGUUUGCAGGAGAAGGCCAACUCGAAGCCAAGGAAAGCGAGGUUGUAACCUUGGCCAAGGCUACAUCACAGUCACUGUUGGGCGCAGUGACGAAGCUGUUGGAUUGUGUUGACAGGAACUUGCAGCCUUGAUUUGCUCACGGUUGUCAUGAUCCAUCUACAACAUACCAAACUACACUUCACAGCGUCAGA
Aureobasidium subglaciale EXF-2481 is the source of this 1923-nucleotide messenger RNA. RefSeq lists its product as uncharacterized. NCBI's taxonomy places the organism in Eukaryota, Fungi, Ascomycota, Dothideomycetes, Dothideales, Saccotheciaceae. The transcript is spliced from 3 exons. Bases 1 to 1863 code for a protein of 620 amino acids. Gene Ontology annotation, biological process: signal transduction. The record is from RefSeq and is a predicted model, not a curated record. Gene Ontology annotation, molecular function: phosphorelay sensor kinase activity.